Anopheles moucheti is the source of this 621-nucleotide messenger RNA. RefSeq names its product transmembrane protein 14 homolog. The record is from RefSeq and is a predicted model, not a curated record. The transcript is spliced from 2 exons. Bases 101 to 439 code for a protein of 112 amino acids. NCBI's taxonomy places the organism in Eukaryota, Metazoa, Arthropoda, Insecta, Diptera, Culicidae. Gene Ontology annotation, biological process: regulation of heme biosynthetic process. Gene Ontology annotation, cellular component: mitochondrial membrane.
CAUCUACCUCACAACAACGCAACCGGAAUACGUGGGUGCGUGAAACGUAAAUUGUAGUGUACAACUUUAAUCUCGCUCUUGGUGUUCCUCUCUGCUUGAAAUGCCGGUUGAUAUUCUUGGGUUUGCUUACGCCGCUACUGUGGCCGCCGGUGGUAUCGUAGGAUACGCGAAAGCAGGUUCAGUACCUUCACUAGCGGCUGGACUUACGUUCGGCGCACUGCUUGGGUACGGUGCGAUGUUGUCCUCUGAUGAACCGCCACGGCCCCUGCUGCAGAUCGGUACGGCAUUGGUGCUAGCCGGUAUGAUGGGUUCGCGAUGGGCUCGAUCGGGCAAGUUCAUGCCACCCGGUCUGAUUUGCGUGAUCUCUUGUGCAAUGCUUGCCCGCGGUCUAAUCUAUCACAACCGUUAUCUACCGAUGAUUGGUGCAAAGCAUGAGUAAGACGGCACCGGGCAGAAACGCUCCGGGGUAUGAAGGUCGUACUUGCAUUUAUGCAACGCGCAAUGCAUCACCACGCAUUCCACCGCGACCGCCGGAAGGUCAUGGGAGGGCACAAAGUGAGAAGUGAAAAAUGUACGAAUCACGGUAAUGGGAAUAGCGUACAAUAAAGCUCUAGUUUUAUU